AGGAAAGCGUCUAACGUUGCAACGUUCGUUUGCAGGCUGUACAAGUGCGAAACGAAGCAAGGGAAAGUGUCGGCGGCCGAAGCACAGUACCUAACGAUCGUGAAAGAGAACGAGAUCAAAUUAAGCGAGCAGAGGAAAAGCAAGCACGGCGGUAUCUCUACAAAGUUGAGGGGAUUCUUGAAGCCUACAGGAUGGAAGCCUAUAACGAUACUCUUCUUGCUCUUCUUCUUCCAACAGUUCUCUGGCAUCUACAUCACGUUGUUCUACGCUGUUACCUGGUUCCAAGAAGUUGGCUCGGGAGUAGACGAAUACAUAGCCUCGAUUCUAGUCGGUGUAACUCGGUUUCUGUGUUCGAUGGUCAACACGUGGUUGCUGAGAAGAUACAAAAGGCGAGCACUGUGCAUAAUUUCCUCGCUGGGUAUGGCGCUUUGUAUGACCGUUUCCGGUUACUUCACGUACCAAAUUAAGUCAGGCGAUCGCUCCGGAUACUGGGUUCCAGUUGCCUGUCUGUUGCUGUACGUCUGCACGUCUAUGGUCGGUAUGCUAACCAUUCCUUGGACCAUGACCGCCGAACUGUUCCCCACGGACAUUCGGGGCAUCGCUCAUUCCAUCAGCUACUCCAUCGCGAACUUGUUGAUGUUUUCCGCCCUGCAAAGUUAUAGAAGUUUACAAAGUUUCCUUGGAGGAUCCUACGCGGUGCAGUGGUUCUUCGCCGCAGUGUCGAUAGGGGCGGUCGUCUUCGUAUGGCUGCUGCUUCCAGAAACCCACGGCAAGAAGCUGUCGGAGAUCGAGGAGUACUUCCAGAACCAUUUCCUGGCAGUCGGCGCCGAAUCAAAGACCGCGAAACGGCGGGCGGCGAGAAGAAGGCAGCGAACCGAGAAAUCGUCCGCCACGGAGCCUCUGAAUCCAAGACUCGUGCAGAAAGUAUAAAACUUUUUUCUCUUCUGUACGGCUGGGAUCGCGACAAACAAAAGAGUUCCUAAGCCGAGAAUGCUACGAACUGUACGUAUUACGUUCCAUUCAAUGCAUGACACGCAGAUAAUGUCGUUAGUUAAAUGUUACCCAUUAAACCGCGAAACGUGCGUAGUUUUUUAUACGCUGUUAAAGUGAUGUUACGAAAGAUCUAUAGUUUCGUAUUUCAGCUGAAGUGGAGAACCUAUAAAAAUCGAUAGCCUGAGGGCAAGUCUAAUUCUUUUCUUUGUUAUAUUCUUCGGCGUUAAAAUCAAAUGUUUGAAAUUAACAGGUGACUUAACGAGGCCUAACAUUAACACUCGUAAAGUUUAUGCAACUAGAAUCUAAUAAUACGAAGCACCGUUUAUUGUUCGAAGAGUAGAAAAACGGGUUAGGGAAUUUCUGUGGCCGUUACUUUACUUCGGUAAACAGCCUCGGAAAAAAAAUGUUGCGCGUACGAAUUUGCAUGUGUGUGCGCGAGAGUGCGUGUGAGUAUGCGUGAGAGGAAAGAAAUCGAUAGUACGCACAGUAUGCGCUUAUUAACGUGACGUUAGGGUAAAGAAAGGAAGCAAGUUUCUACCAAAAAAUAUAGCAAAUGAUUCUACACGCUAGACAUAAAACAGUAUUAUACGUUGAUCUAAUACGCCUUCCGUAGAAACGGAUGGUUGUAGAAGACGAUAAAGAUUCUUCGUUCGGGAACACAAAUCUUUAUUUAUCGCGUUUGUCUUAAGUCGCUGAUCAUUUCAGAACAUCUGUAAAAGAUUUGCCGUUCUCGAGCAGGCAGAGCAUUCCUUUUGGAAACCAACUUAACUUUACUGUGAUUUAAUAUUUUCAAAGCAAAACGAGACGAAAGAGUGAACAGAAUAUUUACGAGAAAAACUUCUCGUUGUCUUCAGAUUUCAAUGAACUUUUACGUUGAACGUGGCUUUGGACGUAGAUGGUCGAUAAUUCAGGAGAUAUUUAUUGUUGUAGCGUAUUAAAUUUUUCAUUGCUUGUAUCAUAAUCAUACAAUUAAUAAAAAAAAUGUUAAGUCAUUCUUAGACGUAUCUACGUCUCGAACUAUGUAAUACUUAAUAUAAUUUAUCAAUAGGUAAAACUUCGUAAAAAUCUAAGGAUUUCGCAGUUUUUCUCGGUAAAUAUACUGUUAUUAUUCGAACGAAUACAGACAAUAAACUGCAGGCGCUAACGUGUUACCGAACGCCAUCUAUUGAUCGAUUCGUUUAAAUUACGGACUAGCUUUUUCUUCAAUGGCGCCCAUACUUAACCGGGUACUUAAACGUUACGAUCUUUUUAUCACGUUCAAUUAAAAUAUUACAAUGUUUUGUACAAUAUCUGUUUAUACCGAUUCGUGUUCUUGUACAUUUUUACGUACUGUUACAGUCACUGAACGCACAAAAUAGUUUUAACGAAUUCGUUAACCAAGGGGUCGCGGAUCUUUUACCGCUGACUAGUUGAAAGUACUUCAAAUGAAAUGUGAUAAUUUAUAAUCGAUGGACCAGAUUGAACGUCCAUUUGUAUCGUAAAGUUUAGGGCGGAUAGGAAUCAAAACAGAAUUAAACGAACCGAUUAUUAUCGAAAGUCAGCUUGUCCGUAAAAUCGAAAAUAUUAGCCAUACAAACAUAACCAAAUUCUCGAUGAUCGUUGUAGUAACCGAAAAGAAAUAAGCUUAAGAUUAAUUAUUCGGUAGGAGAGAGCAUAUGUAUAUGUAUGUAUAUCGUGCACCGCGUUUCAUUUUUUUCGAAGUCGUUAAAAACGUACAUAUAAUAUGCAUCGAGAUUAUUGGUUCGACAAGUGCCUUUCGUUUUUGUCGACUGCUUGAUGAUAUUUUAUAAUAUGAGUGUGCGUGAAUAUGCGAGCAGAGUAGAGUUUAUAUUAUAAAAUAUACUUUGUAUCGUGCUAUACAACUUGCUUGUAUUUCGUAAACAUACAUGUAUGUGUACAUAAAUAUAUAUCUACGUCUGUAUGCGUAUACGUACUAUUGUAAAAUUUCAUAAAAUGUUUCUAAUAAAAUUAUAUUUUUGGAAACCACAAAAAAACGGAUCAUUUACACUACAAACUAUAUUAUUAAAUAAAAUAUGUUAUUUUCACUUGCCGAUUCGAUAAUGCGACGAUGACAGGUGGACUUAGGUUGACAUUCAACAGGUGACAGGUCAUUCCAAAGCAGAAGGUAUAUGAAAAUUCCAGUUUCCAUAUUUAAAUUGUCGUAGUUAUGCAUAUUUUGUAAUUACUUGUUCACUAAUUCACAAAUAUUCAUUAAUUUUUGCUGGCACUUGAAAAAACUACCGCCACAAUUCACGAACAGGAAGUAACUGUCAGAAAAUUACGCGGGAACUGGAUUACUGCACGCUCAUUGGUCGUCAAAAUAUCGCACUUUUCGAUAGUUCAUCUCGACUUCUAUAAACUUAAAUAUAAUUUAUUUAAUUUGCACAUCAUAUUUCAAUAUAUGUCAAUGUAAUGAAACAAUUCUUUAAAACAAUUCAUAAGCGAAAAUUAAAAUUAAAAAUAAUUUUCAUGACAUGCACAAUUCGAUACGACAAUCGAUUAAUGGCGGUUCGAGUAGGAUUCAAGUCAAAGUAGUUUCGAAAUAUACAAUAAUUUUUAUUUCAACGCGACUGUAUCAACCAACAAACGAAAAUAAAUUAUGAUAAUGAAUUACAUGAGCUUUAUAAAUGUAUAUGUACGUGGGUAUAAGCUGCCGAACAAAAUGUAGCAAUGAAAUAAUUGCGCUCUUUUCUUAUUGCAGUAUCGCAUAUUAAUUCUGUCAAUUCUAAUCUUGUUUAAUAAGGGGAUCAUUAUAGAAGAUUAGACGUUACAACACACGUUUAACACGAGGAGCUAAAGUACAUAUUUUCAAAUUCCAUUUAUUGACACAUUAUGAAGCAAUUAAUCGACUAUUCAUCGUUCGCAUAUAAAAUAUAUCCUCUAAUACUAAUAAGAUUAGCAUAUUAAAUAUAUCGGCGAUCAAAACAAUCAUUUUCCUUUACAAUUUUCCACGAUGAUUUCCUUUUCGUGAGAAGUCGAAAUAAAAAAUGAAAAACAAAAACAACGAAAAAAGAAAUCAAGAUCAGGGUAUAUCCAAGGAAUAAAAGUACAUCUGUGCGUGAAUAAUACCGAAAUGAACCAUAACAGAAUUAAUAGCCAUGUCUGCGGUGCAAAAAGUUAUUCUAUUCCAUUUGGUCGUGUUCAAAUUGACACGAUACAAAGAUACAUCACGAUAUAUGUAAUAGUUAUCGUGCAAAUAUAAUAACACUCGACCUUCCUUUGACCAACUAUGAAAAUAAAAAAGAUUGUAAUUUUGUUUACGUACAUUAGUCCAUCGUCGACGCCAAGAUUCCAUAAAAGGCGUAUCUUCUUUCCUUUUUACAUCGCAACUAUUUCUCACGACAGACAUGUCCGUGCUCUUUAUAACAAUGAAAAUGCAAUUCCUUAAUGCAUUACUUACGCAUAAUAAAAAUUAGUUGAAUAAAAAAUAAACAUUGUAAAAUUUAUCACCAUAAUAUCCUAUUUCCUUUGUUAAUAUUCCAAUUUAGUAACAAAGCUUUAACAAUAAAAUUAAUAAGCUUAUCAGUUAAUAAAUACUGAUAUUAAAAAUCCCAUCAACACUUUGACCGCUACAGAAACCUGUUACUUAUGUUAGGGAAACCAGCUUCUCUAAUUAUAAAUAAUUUGACUAAACUAAUAGAAAUAAAGCAAUAUCAAAAUAAUAUACAAAACUGAUUACAAAUAAAGAUACUGUUUAAUAACGUUUCAAAGCGUUGACAGAUCUUCGGUAGCUAAAAAGCGUUAACAUACACUGAAGUUAACACACGAUGUGGCACGGACACUGAUGUAGAAAUUCUCACGAUGAUCCUUUCCGAAUUAUAACAACUCACAUGUACAUAUGUUCAUCUUCGCUUCCCUAAACGAUAAAUAAACGAUCUUACGUAUUGGAUCAAAAUCAUGUAGCCUGAGAAGCAUCGUGUCGCAAUGCAAAAGUGGCAAGUGUCUCGAUAAUAUGCUGCAAUAUAUUUCAUUACCUACGUCGUUUUAUUAUCGUACACGCGUUAGAGUAAAUAUAAUAAUAUAAAUCCUGUUAAUCGAUGAUAAUGCUCAAAAACUUAACAAAACAAGCAUUUCCUUUGUUCUUAGAGACGGUCGCGACAUCAAGCAGAGUCUCAGCAUUGCCAAGGGUCUGCGUAUUCUUUUUUUCUCUCUUUUCUGCUUAUUCUUCCAGCAUGACCAAAACGCUGCAGGCAGUGACGGUGAGCUACCUAUUCCGUAAUUAAUAUUACAUUAGGUUCUAUAUUAUUCGAUAAUAUUAUAUAUAUAUAUACACGAUCCGCACACACCAGGUCAAACCCUAAAUCGUUUUUAUAAAUAAGAGACAACGACGAAUGGAUUACGAAUAAUAUCAUACCGAUAAACGUAACAUAAAGACCAUAUACUGGACACAAACUAGUAAUCGCAUACCUCUACUUAUGUAUUUAUUUCUCUUUCUCUCUCUCACUCUCAAUAAAUCCAUCAAAGAAAUAUUGUAAAAUAUUGACGAAACUAUUCAUCCCUGCCUGUAAUCAAACAGCAACUGGUGAAAACGAUUCGUCUUGUGGUUAAUCGUAUUAUGAAAAAAUAGACGGUACGUACACGUUUCUAAAAAUCGAUGUCGACGAUACACACCAUAACACGUAUCGUUCCACGAAGAAACACGCUUGUUCUCUCAUGUUCUACGACAAAGUAGCAAAAUGAACACGAAGAAGGUAGACGAUAUCUGAUCGAAUUGCAUCUUAACAACGAAUGAGAAAACGUUUUGUAGAAUCUCGUUUACACAAUAUCGACGAACUGAGCUUCUCUAGCUACUUGCAGACUACAGAUCGCUUCAACGACAGCAUUUUAUUUUUUACAAGACGAUGAAAGACGAUACCCACGCAUAUCUCGUCCUGACGACGCCAAAGGCACCAAGUAAAAGAAACAGCUCGACGCUUAAACGUCCGCAUUCGAUUGCUUUUUCCCCUCGUACGUCAUCCAAUAUCAUUUUGGCACUGUUUGGCCACUAAUUAUAACGCGUUACCAACACUUCUUAAACGUAUUGAGUCAAGUAAGAUGUCUGCUUUUGUCAAUUUCAGAAAAUUUCUUCAUUUAUGUAUGAUGUUCAUCUUGAUAGAAUAGUACGGUGAUGUUAACUUCUUGUAACACUUUGACGAUUCAUUUUCAAUUUCAUCGUGAAAUUAUCUUGCUAUCUCGAUUUACUAAUAAGAAAAGACGAAGGAUGAUAUCUAUAUAUUUAUAUAUAAUUGUAUCGCUAUAUAAUAAAACAGAAACGACAAUGGCACAGAAUAUGUUUACUAAACUUGUUACCUUAGCUUUGAUUUAGCGUUCGUUUAAUUAUUGGCAACGUGACGAAUAGUUUAAAUAUUAACAUUAGUUCCAAGUUAAUCUCAUUUCUAGUCUAACUUCUGCUGAUUUUUGUCGUAUUAAAUCUCUCCUCAUUCGCUCUCUCGCAUUCUCUCGCAGACUCUCUCCCUCUUUCUUCCCUUCUUUUCUCCAAGUAAUUAACUCCUGUGUUGUCUGAAAAGUGCCGACCAUUGCGUCUGCAACUUCCGGUUUAUAUUGUGCGUCCUUGGAAAUCUGACUAGCACAUGGAUUUUGAACAAAUAAAUUAACAGUUUCGUUCUCGAUUUCUGUCUACGUGCAUGUAAAAGUCCUCGUGGUAAUCACGUUUAUGGUACAACACGCUGCGAACAAAUACGCGAUACUCGCGCCAGUCUCUCGAUUAAUGCUGAAAUGCGAAAGAAAGUAUUUCUCCGUGAAAUUUAUUAUCAUUCUCACUGAUCGUAGUACAGAGCAGAUAUACUAGGCAUACCGCUCGUCGUCACAUCGGAUAUCUCUCUAUUAGAACUUCUUUCGUUUACUUAUUCACUGUAAUGUGCAUAGCAACCUACUGCCACGUGCAACGCUAUCAUCAAUGUUUACGAAUCGAUGAACAAGCGUAUAACGUACUUCGUACAAUGUUUCUCUGUUUGACGCCGAUAUACGAUCGGCAUUACGUACAUUAUUUAUGCUUAUAAGGUAUGAUUCUCUCGGCAGUGAUGUCGCACCCAUCUUCUCGAACUUUCGCCAAGUGUAUUAACUAUUUAUUUAUUGAGAAUCACAUUCCUUUAGAGAAGCAUUGUGAUCAACUAACAGAUUCGUAACAAUACACUGAAAUACCUAAAUAUGUACAAUAUAUAUCUUAACGAGUAGCGAACAAAAUUGAAAAUAUAUAAAAUCACAAAACGGACAAGAGAGGCACGACACUGGUUUUCGCGAGCUUUAUAUGAUAAACGGAAGAAUGAAAUAUUUCCUUUUUCUUUUUUUCUUAACUUUUUUUUUCACAAGAUACACUGUUGCAACUUAACAUUACACUGUAACGUAUCGAUAAAAAAUACACGAA
This is a messenger RNA of Megachile rotundata (alfalfa leafcutting bee), 7357 nucleotides long. RefSeq names its product facilitated trehalose transporter Tret1. Gene Ontology annotation, cellular component: membrane. Gene Ontology annotation, molecular function: transmembrane transporter activity. Gene Ontology annotation, biological process: transmembrane transport. NCBI's taxonomy places the organism in Eukaryota, Metazoa, Arthropoda, Insecta, Hymenoptera, Megachilidae. The record is from RefSeq and is a predicted model, not a curated record.